CCGUUUUUGUCGUAAUCGCGCGCGCGUGUCUGAAUUUCAAGGGCAGUUUCUUUUCUAACAGAUUUGCUAAGGGCAGGGUAAAGCACAGAUUCUGCUACGGGGUAGUACAAAAGUUUUACUAGUAAUUUUUAGCAACAUUCAUCAAUGAAAACGUUUCGGAUAACACUAAGCAACAUCUGUUUUGCCGUUUGUGGCCUUAUGGUCGGAAUUUUCUUUUUCGGCUUUUUGCGCGAGUAUCCAAAGUCUCUUUUUCGACAGGUAAUGUAAAUACUUACUUUGAUACUUUUUUAUCUUUCACCGAACCUUUUAACCUUUUAACAGAGGUUGGAUCAUAGGAAUAAUUGCUGGCCAACCCUAGUUGUUGAAAGGUUUCAUGCGGAGUACUCCUGUACUAAUUGUAACUUGUUUAUCGCAUAUUGGGUUUGACGGGACUCAGUGAUACCGUGACACACUCUCCUGCUGCGUUUGUCCCAGAGCAACCGGAAAUGGAUGAAGCCCGUGCUUUUGUGGAAAAAAAGCUGAAGGAACACAAGGUUGUUGUGUUUUCUAAAACGUAUUGUCCGUACUGCAAAAAAGCCAAGGGCGUACUUGCAAAAUACAACAUCGCCCCGGAAGAACUUGACAUUACUGAACUGGAUAAAAUGGACUCAGGAAAGGCCGAAUCUGUUCAAGACUACAUGGAAACUUUGACCGGGGCCCGCAGCGUUCCGCGAGUUUUCAUCGACGGGAAAUUUAUCGGUGGUGGAGACGAUACCGAAAGACUAGACAAAUCCGGGAAAUUGAAAGAUAUUUUGGACACUGCUGGCGUUCGCUAAAAAUCGGCUGUCCACUUCAAAGUACCAGCUUCUACUGAGUAAUUAUUUUCAAGCUCCUGUUUGUUUGAUAUCACUGUCGUGCCUACGCAAUCAUCGGUCUCUGACAGUUGCUAGCUGUUUUCAGAUUACUGAACUUCUAAUAAUUCCGAGCCUUUAUUAAUUUGUAAUUUCGUAUCGUUCGAAAACAUUGCCAGUGCUGACACACCAUGACUAUUGCCGUUCGCGGUAAAAUGUUGCGUUAUGGAAUUCUUAUGUUAUCUUUGGUGGUCUUUUGCUUUUUAAAACAUUGAAGAAUGCACUGAACAUGUAUACGAGAUCUACAGUACCAAUGUACCGUGUACGUAA
Paramacrobiotus metropolitanus is the source of this 1160-nucleotide messenger RNA. RefSeq lists its product as uncharacterized. The transcript is spliced from 5 exons. Gene Ontology annotation, cellular component: cytoplasm. Gene Ontology annotation, molecular function: glutathione disulfide oxidoreductase activity. NCBI's taxonomy places the organism in Eukaryota, Metazoa, Tardigrada, Eutardigrada, Parachela, Macrobiotidae. The record is from RefSeq and is a predicted model, not a curated record. Gene Ontology annotation, biological process: cellular response to oxidative stress. Bases 486 to 815 code for a protein of 109 amino acids.